CUCACGCACGCAGGCACGAAUAGGCACGCGCGCUUUGAGUUGGAUCCCGGGCCGGGAGUGCGUUCCGCUGAUCAUCUCCAACCCUCCUUUCCAACAAGGCGGAUUGCUUCUGCCUCUGACGACAGUCAGUCACACACACACACACACACACACACACACACACACACACAUACGCACACGCACAAACACAGCGCUGCUCAGAGCGGAGUGGCUGAAGAGAGACCGCAUCAAGGAGCCGUGCGCCCGCCUGCUUACAGAGGAGCCGCGCGUAGGAGUCGCCAACCCGUCUACCUGCCAUCAGCAUUCCUGCCUUUUUUUUUUUUUUGGGUUCCCAGCACAUCGUCGGACGAGUUUGGGGCGCUCAAGUGAGGAGUCCCAUCAUCAUCACCGCCACAACCGUCACCGAGAGAGGAUCGGCUUGUAUUUGGGGAGGGGUGGGGGGGAAUCUUUUUUCAGCUGAAACACACAUUAGAGCUGCGGUCGCUGUGGAGAAAUUCGUUGGAAAUCAGUCGGUCUGCGCUUCCCCUCAGUUUGCUUUAUGAAAGCCGUCUUUUAAAGGCGGGGGAUGGACUUGAGAUAGUGCGUCUCAAUUUGAGUGCUGUUGGCUGGGAGUUGCCGUCGCGGAGAGAUGCGAAAGCAUGCUUGGAAGCUGUGAGUGCUGUCGCAGGUAACCGAUAAGAUGGUGGCCAGGGAAGCGACUGGGCACAGCUACCUGGUGGCUUGCUGGCAGCCCAUUCUGAUCCUGAUGCUGGGCACCGUGCUUUCUGGUUCCACCACAGGUUGUCCGUCCCGCUGUGAGUGUAAUGUUCCAGAGCGCUCAGUGAUGUGCCAUCGUAAGAAGCUCAUGACAGUUCCUGAGGGCAUUCCUGCAGAAACGAGACUGCUGGACCUCAGCAAGAACCGCAUCAGAACGAUUAACCCAGACGAGUUUGCCAACUUCCCUAACCUGGAACACCUGGAGCUCAGUGAAAACACUAUCUCCACAAUUGAACCUGGAGCAUUCAAUAACCUUUAUGGCUUGCGGACAUUGGGGUUGCGUAGCAACAAGCUGAAGCUGAUCCAGCUGGGUGUAUUCACAGGCCUAAGCAAUCUCACGGAGCUGGACAUAAGUGAGAACAAAAUUGUCAUCCUGUUGGACUAUAUGUUCCAGGAUUUGUACAACCUUCGCUCUUUGGAGGUUGGUGAUAAUGAUCUGGUCUUCAUCGCUCAUCGUGCUUUUCAUGGCCUUAACAGCCUUGAGCACCUGAGUCUUGAGAAGUGCAACUUGUCUUCUGUGCCAACAGAAGCUUUUACCCACCUUCACAGUUUGAUCACUCUCAGGCUGCGUCACCUCAACAUCAAUUCCAUACGGGAUUAUUCUUUUAAACGGCUCUAUCGGCUAAAAGUGCUAGAAAUAGCAAAUUGGCCAUACUUGGAUACCAUGACCACCAAUUGUUUGUAUGGAUUAAAUCUCACCUCUCUGACCAUUGCCAACACCAACCUGACCACAAUCCCUUAUGUAGCCCUGCAGCAUCUGGUUUAUUUGCGAUUUCUUAAUCUUUCAUACAAUCCCAUCCAUACCAUAGAGGGAAAUAAAUUGCACGACCUUCUGCGUCUACAGGAGUUUCAUCUAGUUGGAGGGAGACUCGCGAUGAUUGAGCCCUACUCUUUCCGAGGUCUGAACUACCUAAAAAUACUUAAUGUAUCUGGAAACUCUCUCACUACGUUGGAGGAGUCUGCUUUCCAUUCAGUUGGAAACCUAGAAACCCUGGCCUUGUAUGAUAAUCCCCUGGCCUGUGACUGCCGACUCUUGUGGGUUUUUCGAAGGCGAUGGAGACUGAACUUCAACAAGCAGCAGCCAACGUGCGCCUCUCCCGAGUUUGUCCAAGGCAAAGAGUUUAAAGACUUCCCGGAUGUUCUGCAGUCCAACUACUUUACGUGUCGCAAGUCCAGGAUUAAGGAUCGUAAAGCCCAGCAGAAAUUUGUUGAUGAAGGAGCCAUUGUCCAUUUUGCUUGCCAAGCAGAUGGAGAUCCUGCUCCAGUGAUUAUGUGGCGUUCUCCUCAGAAAAGGUUUAUCACCUCCAAAACAAUUGGAAGGCUCUCCGUGUUGCCAGAUGGCACCCUUGAGGUGCGCUAUGCCCAGAUUCAAGAUAACGGUACCUAUGAGUGUAUAGCCAGCAAUGCGGGCGGAAAUGACUCAUCUUUUGCUCACCUACACAUUCAUAGUUAUUCACCGGACUGGCCACACCAACCCAACAAGACUUUUGCUUUCAUAUCAAACCAACCAACUGAGACUGGUGCUAAUGGUACAAAAGCCAAUGUUCCGUUCCCAUUUGACAUAAAGACACUAAUUAUUGCAACCACAAUGGGUUUCAUCUCUUUUCUUGGUGUUGUCCUGUUUUGCCUGGUACUGCUGUUCCUCUGGAGCAGAGGGAAAGGCAACACAAAGCACAACAUCGAGAUCGAGUAUGUGCCACGGAAAUCGGACGCUGGCAUGAGCAGCACCACAGUAGAUGCUCCUCGUAAGUUCAACAUGAAAAUGAUUUAAAAAUGGUGACAUUUAUCAAUUUUGGACAUCAGCACAAGACAAAAUAGAAAAGAAGACAUUUUCUUUUUAUCCCUUGCAAACCUGUGGCUCAUGGCCCAUUAACAUAGAUUAAUGCUUUUUUCUCUAACUGGUGGACUUGGCAGGAGGCCUGUUCCUGACUUAAAACGAGAAAAAAAAAAAAAAAAGAAGAGGGAAUGUAACCACACCCAGUGAUACAGUGGUUUCUACAAAGCCAGAAGGGGCAUUAUUUGAAAGUCAGAUUUGUUAUACAAAGAUCAUAUUCCUCUGGAAAAUAAUUAGGACUAAUAACCCAUAAAAGAAGAAAGAAGCACUCCAAACAGCCAGAAUAUGGGGCCAGAUCAUAUUUGGAUCACUGAUAUUUUCUUUUUUUUCAUUUAAUUUCUUGUUUUCUGUGCAGUCGUAUGAAUGUUAAGUUAAUGAGCCCAUACAUACAAACAGAUCAUAAAAGUGCUUCAUGCAUACAUACCUACAUACAUGCAAGCAGAUUACAUUCCAGUACAUGUUUGUUUAAAAUGGUAAUACGAUUUCCAACAGUCUUUUUCCAUCUUCUUUCUGUAUUUGUGACACAAUGCCGGAGAAUGCUUUGUUGCAAAUAUAAAACAAGAAAUUCUUGAUAACAAAAACUGUAAAAAAAACAACAAAAAAACCAACAAAAAACAAAUUUAAAAUGUGACAGUUGUUAAUCCGAAGCCAAGAAAUUGCAAUGAACGGUGGGAUUUUUAUUUUUAUUAACACCUUGGUUUAUAACAGUGUAAUUGUAUUGCUAUUUCUUUUUAGUGCUGCACACUAAAAACUGCUAAAUCUUAUUUAGAGUAGUUGCGUUUUAGAAGUGCGAUGUUAGCAGAUGGAAAGGAGAAUAAAUUCGGGCACCUAAUUUUCUCUUUUGAAAUUAAUUUAAUUCAUAGAUGGUAAACUUUGAUAGUUCUCUGCAGUCCUUUUUCUUCAAUAUCAUAAGACCCAAACUAAACUGUAAAAAAAAGUAAACUGAACUUUUCAUUGAUAAUUAAUCUAACAAUGGAUGCAACAACUAUUCUGCAGUCAAAAAAAUGACCUUGUUUACCCCUGAGGCGCUCUGGUUGACCCGUAAAUUGUUGGUCCUGGAGACUGAACCUUGUCUCUUAUUGAAGGUCUGGGUGACGUCACCUAAGAGAUUUGAGAGAUGCAUUCCAGUUUAUUUUAUAGUGUUUCUAAUCCAGGUUUUCCUCAUUACAGGUCAGCUGGGUAAAUUAAACAAUUCUGAUAUUGCUGGCAUACCAUUUGUGUCGAUAAUUUUUACGAAAAGCACUCAACUAUGGCUGCAGAAUAGUAUUUUUUGUGCUUUACAUGAUUCCAAGAAAUAAGAAAUACUUUUUUGUGGUGCUCCUGUUUUGGAACACAAUGUGCUCCUGAAGCUGUAGAAUAUUUCUGUCAUUGUUGGUUACUUCUCUGGAGUUUGUUUUUUCUAAUUAUUUGUUUGUUUGUUUGUUGUUUUGUUUUAAUAAUUUGCUGAUUUAGUCAUGAAAGUGCCCCCUUUUUCUCCCAUUAAAGGAAUCAUUACCUUCUGGAUCACUUACAGGUUUGCUUCUCCCCAGAAACGUGCAUUCUGCAUCGUUAGGGAGUGGAAGAACUUGAACAUCUUGUGCUCCCAAGUCAGCACUGCAUAGUAAAUCUAAGGGUUGAAGCCUUAACUUUUUAAGUUACACUAUGGACAGCCGGGCUUCACAAAUGUGUGUCAGGAUAUCUAUGGCUGAUGACAUUACAGAUAAUGUCAUAGUGAUGGCUGGAAGUAAAGACGGGAUAUGCAGAUGGCUUGACUGACACAGAUGGUUUCACCCAUGGAGCAAUCUGAAGCAGCUUUGAUGUAAUCAGUUUUGCAUAAAGGAAAAAAAAAUAACACUGGAUGUGGCUCACGGUUCUCCCUCUUGCUGAAUAUGAAUGCUAUUUGUUCAAAGUGUGGCUACUGUAUCAAGCCUUUUUUUUAGUCCCGGAUGAUCUGGGAUUUCAUUUUUAUUUAAUUUUUUUAUUUUGUUAUUCCUUUCUUUUUCAUUUUGACCCUGGGCUAUAUCAACCAUGUAUAGUCCGAGCCAACUUUUUACAAAAUAAAAAUAUACUAAAAAAGAAGUCUAUGGAAAAUACAUUCAAAUUGUUCUGUGCAAUAAAGGUAAUAUGCAGAUUUUUUUUCAAUUAACAAAAUUUUGUUGAUGUUGAAUUGUUGAGAAUAUGGUAUGUUGUAUUAAACAAUCUAUGGACUUUUUUAAAAA
Molecule: messenger RNA, 4788 nt
Organism: Fundulus heteroclitus (mummichog)
Lineage: Eukaryota; Metazoa; Chordata; Actinopteri; Cyprinodontiformes; Fundulidae
Gene: lingo1a
Product: leucine rich repeat and Ig domain containing 1a
Exons: 2
Coding region: 680-2527 (615 amino acids)
Cellular component (GO): plasma membrane
Molecular function (GO): protein binding
Source: RefSeq, a predicted model, not a curated record